CACUUUAUCAACUCUACCAAUUUAGUAUGGAUAGUAAUGGUUUGCCCCUAUUGGGAGCCUUGAUCAGUCUAACAUCAAAGUCCAACAUUCGUUUUGUUGGCACACUUUUGAGCAUCAAUCCUCAAGAAGGAGCAGUUUCUUUAGAGCAAGUACGAAGCUAUGGUACUGAAGGUCGUGCCUUGAAUCCUAUGGAAGAAAUCAUGCCUUCAGAUCACGUUUUCCCUCAAAUCAUGUUUAAAGCCAGCGAUAUCAGCGAUCUACGAGUUCUUCAGCCUAGACCCCAGUCAAUGCCCAUUCAUCCACCUUCUCAUCUUGGUGGUCAGCAGCCUGGCUAUCCACCCCUGCAAAAUGGUCAUCCAGGUAUGAACCCAUACUAUCCAUAUCAGCAGGGUGUAGGCUAUCAACAUCCUCCCCCACAACAGUACUGGUCAAACCCUUCACAGCAGCAUCAACAACCAUCUGCUCAACAUCCUACUUUUGUGCGAAUGCCUCAGUCUGUCGAUACUCCUACAACCUCAGCGACUACAGUUCCAGACACGUCUAAUGCUGCUUCAUCUCCAUCUCUCGGUUCUAAUGCGCUGCAGAAAUCAUCUACUGAAAAGUUUAAUAAUAGCAAUGCACCUUUGAACGCCCACGGAGGUUCACGUCCUGCCAAUAACUCAGGCCCUGCUACUGUUUCUCAAACAUCCUCAGUACCUAAAUCCACACAAGACACUUCUGAAGCCGUUGCAAAAUCUCUUGGUCAAAUGAAGAUUGGUGGAGAGCCGCCAUCCAAAGAUUCGGGAGUAACAAAGAAAAAUCCUGGUCUGCCAAAACCCACCCAGUCUAAUCAGGCACGCAAAUCUCAAGCAAAACAUACUGAUUUGCCUCAAGAAAAUACUGAUCUUUUAGCUCUUCCACCUAAACCUCCUGUUGUAAAAGCUGGUGGUAAUACAACUCAGGAUCGUGACCAGCAGCAAACCAAUGAUGGUAAUCGUCACAGCCGUGGACAUAGAGGUACAAACCGAUCUUAUCAUAAUGACCGCUAUAAUAGAAAUUUUCAAAACCAGCGCACUCAAAAGACUGAGAUUCCUGAUUCAGAGUUUGACUUUGAAAGCUCCAAUGCUAAAUUCGAUCGUGCAAUUCCAGAACAGGCUCAAACUGAAGCCACUUUGAAUUCCGAUGCUCAGUUCUACUCCAAGGGUGGCUUCUUUGACAAUAUUUCCUGCGAUAGCCGUGACCGUGUUGAAGGGCAAUGGAUCGAUCGUCACACACGUGCAACUCAAGAGCGCCAGACAAAUAUGGAGACCUUUGGACAAACAGGCUCAUCGCGUGGCGGUCAUCAGCGCAGAUACAAUAACAAUCGUGGAAGCUAUUACCACAAUAACAACAAUGCGAAUGGUAGCUCAUUCAAGCAGUUCAAUAAUGAAACAGGUGGAAAUAAAACUGUAAACUCGAGCGGUGACGGUUCUAACGGUGCUAAUUACAAUCGACGCAGUCGUGGUCGGAAUGAUCAGCAGUAUGAUCAUCGCAAUGCGGGUGAUUCUAAAAAUACUGCAGCUCCUCAGACAACCAAUACUUCCCAGUCAUAACUUUUUGAUGUCCACAUUUGCCAACACUAGCCAUUAUCCGUCUUUUCGGGGCUUUUACCUUUUCUUUUGAUGAAUAUACUGUGGUUUCUAGCUGUGACGGUGUCGGGUUUCACUUGCUGUGCGUUGUCCAACAUCCCUUUAUUACAGCUGUAUUUACGCAAAAUGAAACACUUGUAUUCAUCUUGCAGUCAUUGCCUCUACUUUGCUUCAAAAUAAACAAUGGUUCAAUAUUUGUUGUGGUUUUCUACC
Batrachochytrium dendrobatidis JAM81 is the source of this 1820-nucleotide messenger RNA. RefSeq lists its product as uncharacterized. Gene Ontology annotation, molecular function: mRNA binding. Lineage: Eukaryota; Fungi; Chytridiomycota; Chytridiomycetes; Rhizophydiales. Gene Ontology annotation, biological process: cytoplasmic stress granule assembly; P-body assembly. The record is from RefSeq and is a predicted model, not a curated record. The transcript is spliced from 5 exons. The coding region runs from base 27 to 1571 and encodes 514 amino acids. Gene Ontology annotation, cellular component: P-body.